AUGGUUUUCUUAUGGUUCUUGUUGCUCAAUACAUUAUGUUCCAUCUCAAUAAGGAAUGGUGAAAUGAUAGAUUCUCUCCCGGGGCAGCCCUCGGAUGUGAACUUCAUUCAGUACUCUGGGUAUAUUGUUACAGAUAAACUUCAUGGUAGAGCUCUAUUCUACUAUUUUGCUGAAGCCCAAUCAGAAAAUAGAUUCUCAAAGCCGCUUACACUUUGGCUAGGGGGAGGCCACGAAUGUUCCAUUGCUACUAUGGGGAUGUUCUACGAACAUGGUCCAUUUAGGCCGACAAAAGAUGGGAAGCUAGUAAAGAACCAGUUUUCUUGGAAUUUAGAGUCGAACAUGUUAUACGUGGAAACUCCUGUUGGAGUUGAAUUUUCAUACUCGAAUACAACCACAGAUUAUUACAACGUAUGGAGUGAUACCUUGACAGCCCAUCAAAAUAUGGAGUUUCUUCGAAAGUGGUUUAUUGAAUACCCUGAAUACAGAAAUCUAGAUUUUUACAUUGCUGGAGAUAGUUAUGGAGGUCACUUGGCACCACAACUUGCUGCAUUAAUACUUGAAUACAACAGAAAACCAGAACAUAUCAGACCAAUAAAGCUCAAAGGAAUUGUUCUUGGGAACCCAUUUCUAGAAAAGAUGAGUUUAUCUAAUGUUGAGCAUCUGUGGUACCACGGAAUCAUUUCUACAGAACUGUACCGUCUGCAGAAGAGAGUGUGUAAUGCAACAAGAAUGGUUAUCGAAUUCUUAAGUGGAGAAAUGUCUGAAUAUUGCUCUGACAUAGAUGUUAUGAUUUCGGAGGAAAUUGGGGUUGAUAUGGAUCAGGAUCAUAACGAAAAUUUACUGUUUCAAUCAUGCGAAUCCUCCUCAAUUUCAUCAUCUCAACAACAUCAUCUUGCUACUGAAACAGCCAAGGCUGAUCCAUGCCUUCGUGAUUGGGUAUAUGACUAUGUAAGCAGGCCAGAAGUUCAGAAAGCUUUACAUGCCAAUACAACUGGCUUGCCAAAUCAUUGGAAUUCUAUUUUUCAUGGGAAUAGGAAAACUAUUAUGCACAACCUUGCUAUUGACAUAUUGCCAACAUUGUCAGCACUUCUAAAGAGUGAUAUCCCAGUUCUCAUUUACAGUGGAGAUCAAGAUUUAAGGAUUCCUGUCACACACACUAGAGAACUUGCAAACGUGCUUGCUAGACGCUUGAAGCUCACCACUUUGGAGAUGAAUGGACCUUGGUAUGAUGGCAACCAGAUUGGAGGAUGGAGUCAAACAUUCGGAAAAUUGGGUGGAUGUAAAAAGGUGGGAAAUUUGACAUUUGCAACAGUAAGGGGUGGAGCUCAUUUUGUGCCAUCUUCAUCUCCCUCGCAAGCUCUCACACUUUUUAAGGCAUUUCUCAAGAGAUCUCCACCACCCAGAACUAAAUCAGACCACUAG
Molecule: messenger RNA, 1422 nt
Organism: Ipomoea triloba (trilobed morning glory)
Lineage: Eukaryota; Viridiplantae; Streptophyta; Magnoliopsida; Solanales; Convolvulaceae
Product: serine carboxypeptidase-like 45
Exons: 10
Coding region: 1-1422 (473 amino acids)
Biological process (GO): proteolysis
Cellular component (GO): vacuole
Molecular function (GO): serine-type carboxypeptidase activity
Source: RefSeq, a predicted model, not a curated record